Papilio xuthus (Asian swallowtail) is the source of this 1663-nucleotide messenger RNA. Its product is annotated as 3-ketoacyl-CoA thiolase, mitochondrial. Gene Ontology annotation, molecular function: acetyl-CoA C-acetyltransferase activity. The coding region runs from base 467 to 1660 and encodes 397 amino acids. The record is from RefSeq and is a predicted model, not a curated record. Gene Ontology annotation, cellular component: mitochondrion. The transcript has 8 exons. Lineage: Eukaryota; Metazoa; Arthropoda; Insecta; Lepidoptera; Papilionidae. Gene Ontology annotation, biological process: fatty acid beta-oxidation.
GAUGGAUGGUUGUUUGUUAGAAGGUAUCACCAAAACGGUUCAACGGUUUGACAACGCUGAAAUUUACCACAGAGGUAGAACUUAGUCCGGAAAAAUACAUAGGCUACUUAUUAAAUUUUUCUUAUAUUCUGCACGGACAAAGUCGCGGGCGACAGCUAGUAUAUACAUGUUACGAAUGUUAAAAGAUGGAACACAAUAGUCUUUGAUUCAACUUUGAACUUUUACGAUAUUAAAAAGUUAGUGCUAUGCACAUUGGCAGAUAUCUAAUUUCUAAGACGUCAGAUUCCAUACCAAAAAUAUGAAGGUAAAAUAUCUCACAAGGUUAUUGCUACAAUGAAUAUAAAAUUUACAUAAAAAUAACGUUAUAUAAAAAGAUGAUUGUGAUAACAGUUAUCUCUAUCUGUUUUGUUGACAACAUAAAACAAAUAAGCAUUCCGUUCUGUAGAACGAAUCGAAACAAGGUCUGAUGGCGCUAAACUGCAGAGGUGUACUUAUUGUUGGAGCAAAGAGAACGCCGUUUUGUAGUUAUGGAGGACCUUACAGAGAUUUACCAGCAUCUCAUAUUUUCGCUGAGGCGGCAAAGGAUGCAAUACAUUCUGCUAAUUUAAAAGCAGAAGUAAUUGAUAAUACAGUUGUCGGGAAUGUUAACUUUCUUAGUCAAUGCGAUGGCGGAAAGACUCCUAGGUAUUGCGGCACUUAUUCUGGAGUUUCCUUAGAUAGACCAGCGUUAGGAGUCAGCAAGGCUUGUGGUGCGGGAUUACAGGCAAUUAUCACUGGUUGUAUGGAUAUUUUAACAGGUUCAUCCAAGGUAAGUUUGGUGGGUGGCACUGAAAUUAUGUCAUCUCUGCCAAUGUUGGUCCGCAACGUCAGGUUUGGGACCACACUCGGCGUAAAAUAUCAAAUGGAAGAUCAUAUUAAGAACCAAAUAAUCGACACCUACUGUGGUCUAAGUAUGGAGCAUAUAGCCGAGGUUGUAGCGAAGAAAUAUAAAUUUUCAAGAGACGAAGUAGAUCAGUACUCGUUGAAAAGUCAUUUAAAAUGGAAAUUUGCUCACGAAGCAAAAGGAUUUAAUGAUGAAAUCACACCGAUAAAUGUAAAGAAUAAAAACGAAAUCGUAAUAAACACGGAUCGAAUAUCUCGAAUUGAUUUAACCGCGCAAGAAUUGUCAGUUCUACCGCCGAUAGUAGACGACGGAUUUAUAGUUACAACUGGUAACACUACGGUGCCUGCUGAUGGUGCUGCAGCAUUGAUAAUAGCUGAUGAAGAAUCAGUAAACCAACACCAACUAACGCCAUUAGCGAAGUUAUCAGGUUGGGCGUGCGUCGGCGUGGAUCCUGCUCAGGCUUGUUUAGGCGCUAUUCCUGCUAUUCAGAAGUUACUUGCAGUCACAAAUAGGAAGAUACAAGAUGUUGAAAUAUUUGAGAUAAAUGAGACCACAGCGAUACACGCAUUAGCAACGAUUAAGGAAUUAAAAAUAGACCCAAGUAGGGUUAAUGUGAGCGGCGGGGCUUUGGCGUUGGGACAUCCUGUUGCUGCUACCGGCGCCAGGAUGGCCACACAUUUGGUGCACCAAAUACGGAAAGGCAAUUGUAAGACAGCAGUGGCUGCCUCCAGCUGCGGAGGCGGACAAGGAAUUGCUCUGAUGUUGGAAGCAGUUUAAUCU